UGCUCCACAGCAACACAGCCCCCUCUAGCUUGGCGAGGAUCUAUCCCAGAAAGGAAGAAAACGGGGAGAGUCGAAAUGAAUUUGUCUUCGUUAAAAGAAGCUAACCCGCCACUUUCAUCCAACAGUGACCAGCUUUUACCGCUCACCAAAAUUUUGGAACUAGACAAGGAAACAGCCCGGUACAUUAUUACUCCACUUCUAACUCCGUUCAGGAGUUCCGAUUUCUGAGGGAUGCUUCGUCUUCCCGUUGACUGUUAUCGGCCUCCCUAACGACCGAUCCGGAUCAUGGAAAACAAUUAUAACCUCGACGACCUAGACAUCGUCUUAAGCGAUGCGAGGCAUGAAGCCGCCACUAUUGCCGGCCCUUCCAAGGAUGGACGGCGCACCGCUCCUAGCACCCGGCGUGGAAGCUUGGUGCCGGCUGUAACUACCGGGGGGGCUAGCGGAGGUCGAAGUAGAAGCCUAAAUCAUGAUCUGGGUCUGUUCAGUUUCGGCCUCAAGGAGCUGAUGGGAGAGGCUUUGCUCAAGGAUGGUGAAAGUCUUGUCUCAUAUCAUGAAUAUGCGGUAUUUUCGCCACCAGAUGGCGACCCGGACCGUGAGACCCGCUCUCCGAGUAUCAUGUCCGAGGGAGAAGAUGGCUUACGAAUGUUUCGAAACGCCGUGAGAAAUGGAUAUGGGUUGGAUAAUGCGGGUAACUUCACUGCAAAGCCAAAGGGAAAGCGUUCGCUACAAGGGAGAGUGAGACAAGUUAUAGCUCGCCGAAGGACAGGGCCGGCACGCCUGCCGGAUGGUGGCGGCGGCGCACCAGACGGGUUGAAUCUUUCGAUUGAAGAUUAUGAGACGCUAGAUCUUCAUCCCGCCACGUUGACUAGUUUAAUGCGGAUCACUAGUGAAGCAUCCUUCUGGGAUGCGAAGAAGGAGAAUUUCUAUGUAAUACUCAGCUUCUCAUCUAACCCUCAACCACCAUACGACUUCCUAUCAAUGACUUAUUCACUACGUACCAAAACGACAACUGCACUAGUACGACGCUCCUUUGACACAAGGUGGCACGCCGAAGAUGCUUUGGACGAGUAUGAACGGCGGUUCGACUCGUGCCGAGCUCGCUGGGCACAUCCGCUCGUACUCCCCAUUGUACUCCUCCAGGUCCAAUUUCUACGCACAGAGGAAGCGGUAUUAGCAAACAAUACUGAAGUUCUGAUUCUAGAAGGACGUGUUGACGCCGUUACAGGGACCACUGGACAAGCUAAUGCUGAGGCCUACAAACGAAAUGGUGCAAAGAGCAGCUCUCGACCACACACUCUCAAACCACUGAAACGUCUAUCGUCACUGAAGGAGUAUGUCGAGGAGAAAUAUGGAAAUGGAAUGCGCGAUCACAACGGUCCUUACGUAGCUAGCCCAGCAGCUAGCUUGUAUGAUCCAGACUAUGUGCCUCCGCAAAGCAUCUACCUUAUGAAGGAAGCCCACGAAGUUCUUAAAGGUUCGAUUCAGCUUUUGGACACGUUAAGAUGGAUGGAGCGUGCAGUCAAGCUGUUGAUGCAAGUUGGAGACGAAUUAGAUGUGCGUCUUAAUGAUAUGAAGACGAAGACCUCAGCCAAGGAAGAACCGAACGACGAUGACCAAGAUGACCUAUCAUUUCAUUGGCAUGAAAUCCGACAAUACCUCGACUCCAUAUGGCGACUCUGUACGUCGCUAGAGACGGACAGGCGUAUGUCCGAGCUGCGAUGCAGGGCACAGAUGGAUAUAAUAUUCUCCAAACUCGCGCAAGAAGACAACAAUCUCAACGCACGAAUGGCGGUGGCAUCAACGCGUGACAGCUCGUCAAUGAAGGCGCUCGCAGUCAUCACCGCCAUCUUCCUUCCCGGCGAGUACAUCGGGACACUCUUCGGCGUUUCAAUGUUCAACUGGCAGAAGGGGACAGCGGGCGACCCGGCAGCAGGUAAGGAUGCGGCCGAUGGCCUGCCGAGUCCGACUAUCAUGCCUUCUUUCUGGAUCUACUGGGCCUUUACGAUCCCCCUGACACUGGUAAUCCUGUCCGCCUGGCGUGGCUGGUGGGUGAACCAAGACCGCUACUUCCGAAGACAUUUGAGCAACGAAUUGUCAAACGAGAGGUAUUGGACCAUUGAUGGGCGGCCGCGCGAUCUCGAAACGAGCUUCACGCACGACUUUUUCUCGCUUUUUAGCAUCAGUGGCGCGAGGAGCACCACGAACAGCACGAUACUAGGGAACCGACAUAAGGCGAAAUUGGAAGCGGAGGACACCCAUAGUCAGGGCACGGGGCCUGGCAUGCCAAAGCCAGGCCGCCCUCUGAGCCAGACUACGAGUGUGGGGAGAGAUCGAGAUUGGAUAGAGAGGUUCGGCGAGGGGCCAAAGUUCCGUCAAGUUUCUUUCGCGUCACAACCACGGCAGAAGCAAGGAAUAUCGGUAGUAUAAUUCUUCCAUCGUGUUAGCGUGUAUUUAGCCAAGUGUACAUCUUUUUUUCAUCUCUCGGUCAGCCUUAUUUGCCAAUUUCUGCACACUUUCAACAUAAUUCUAGUC
Molecule: messenger RNA, 2535 nt
Organism: Xylaria bambusicola
Lineage: Eukaryota; Fungi; Ascomycota; Sordariomycetes; Xylariales; Xylariaceae
Exons: 4
Coding region: 286-2430 (714 amino acids)
Source: RefSeq, a predicted model, not a curated record